Messenger RNA from Capronia coronata CBS 617.96, 1872 nucleotides. RefSeq lists its product as uncharacterized. NCBI's taxonomy places the organism in Eukaryota, Fungi, Ascomycota, Eurotiomycetes, Chaetothyriales, Herpotrichiellaceae. Bases 1 to 1872 code for a protein of 623 amino acids. Gene Ontology annotation, molecular function: protein binding. The transcript has 2 exons. The record is from RefSeq and is a predicted model, not a curated record.
AUGACCUUUCGAGCCAACCAUCUCUACAGCAAUGGUCCUGAUAUUCAAGGCGCAUUUGGGGUGGACAGUCUUCCGCUCACGGUCGUCGCCCACAUCAUAUCCUGUCUAGAUGGCGAUGUCGCCUCUCUUGUCCGACUAUGUCGCACGUCCCGGGUCCUCUUCUAUAUGACGCUUCCGCAUUUGUGGAAAAACGUGACUCUGAAAGCAUACAGCAGCAUUCGCUACAGAGAUGACCUGCCCGAGGGCUUCGGCGGAGCCAGCCCAUUCUCGAUGGGCCUCAAUGCGCUUGUCACCCGCAAUGUGUCCAAGCUGGUCCAGUCUUUGAACCUGGAGGGAGAAUUCGGCGGGACGGACCUGGGUGCGUAUGCAAAAGCCGGGCGCGUCUCGGAGAGUAGCAUGAUCCUCAACAUCGCCAUCAGAGCGGCCAUAGAGCAGUGUACACACCUCACCAGCUUCAGGUGGGACUUGGACGUCAGAAGACAACCUAAUGUCUAUGCCGGCCUUGCAAAACUCUCAAAGCUCGAGUGUCUGUGGCUCAGGUUCCCAACGGACAGGUCGCCUCAACCCUUGGUGGAGGCUCCUGCUUUGCCGAAUCUCAAGUCACUGACUGUCACGCACUACGAUCCCCUGUGUUACCCCGACGAACUCUCAAACCUGUUCUUUCAUGCGACGAACCUGGACACAUUGAACUUGCACUUCUCGCCUCGAAUGAGAGAUCAGGGCGAGGCAUCCGUGGUGAUGACCCGGUUUUUCAGGAAGAACAUUGCGGCCAAGAGGAAACUCCGGCUCAGGAAAAUCGGCAUUUACAAUCUUCUUCCCUACUUGGAUGCGGCAGAAUGUGUGGAAGCCUUAGACUCUUCCGUGUGCGAGGACUUUACUGCUUUAAAUACUUUCGGUUUGGACGAAGACACCAUGGGCCAACGAGCCGCCGCGCACUUCAUUGACCGAGCGUGGCUGGUGCCUGUCGAUGAAAAGGACAGACCCAAGCAUCCAAAGUCCCUUCGCGUGGAUCAGCUACACAAACGACACGCGCUAGACCUGGGCAAAAGCGCCGGCCUGGAACGCCUGUAUCUUAUCAAUGCCCGCUAUAAUGCUGAAGGGAAGGGUGGGCACGUCCAAUCCAGCCCAAAUUCGGCAGAAGCUUCUCCUGGUGCUACCUCCACGUCCGUCCCUGCGAACCGUUCGGCCAGGAACACACCCAUGCUCAACACCACUCUGCGUGAUCUCUAUCUGGACAACAUCUGCAAUGUGUGCGGACCGACACUAAAGCAUUUGAUUCUUCCAGCUCGAUGGCUUCUUCCGACCGAAGUAACCGCACGCCUCAUUCGAUCGUGCCCCAACCUCACGCAGUUGAGUGCGGCGUUUCAGCGCGCGGACUACGACCUACUCCGGCUUCUGGUCCCGUUUCUGUCCCAUCUGUGGGCCCUCCGUCUGCUGGCUCCGAUUUCCGAUCUCGAAAGUGACGAGCGUGACUGUGACGGCGCCGUUCAGAAACAGCUUCCGCCACGCGACGGCGUCGUCUGUGUAAUGGACUGUCAAAAUGAAGAGCGGAUCGCGCAGGAAAUUGAACAAAGAGUCGGGAACAGCCCGGGCGAUUUCCCCAACCUGCGGUAUAUUGGACUCGGAAGUCGUGAUUCGAUCUGGGAAGUCGGCAAGGUUGUUGAAGAGGUGGUGCGCACGCCUGUCCGCCUGUCUGCGCAAGAUGGCGCUUGGGAACUAAGCAAUGGGCAGCCUCAGCCACAGAGUGCCAACGGUACAACAGCCAACGGAUGGCGCGAAGAGAUUGUCCGCAGGCGGAGAGUCAAGCGUAUCACGGAGGAUGAUGUCAAGGACGUCGAGAUCUGGAAGAUGGAUUCCAUGGAUAUUAUUUGA